Messenger RNA from Mirounga angustirostris (Northern elephant seal), 1224 nucleotides. RefSeq names its product fructosamine 3 kinase (gene FN3K). The record is from RefSeq and is a predicted model, not a curated record. The transcript is spliced from 6 exons. Lineage: Eukaryota; Metazoa; Chordata; Mammalia; Carnivora; Phocidae. Gene Ontology annotation, biological process: fructosamine metabolic process. Bases 194 to 1123 code for a protein of 309 amino acids.
GUCCCUCCACUGCGCGCACGGGUGGGGAGCGCGGGGACCCGACGCCAGGCGCGCCGGGAGGACGGCCCGGAGCCCGCGGGCCGCGCAGACCCGGCGCCUCCCCCCGGCCAGCGGCCUCGGCAGCGGCGGGCUCCGCCCCGGCCGGCGUCUGCGCCGUCCCGGUCGCUCCCCGGCCCUCGCGCCCCCCGCCCCCAUGGAGCAGCUGCUGCGCGCCGAGCUGCGCACCGCGACCCUGCGGGCCUUCGGGAGCCCCGGGGCCGGCUGCAUCAGCGAGGGCCGCGCCUACGACACGGACGCGGGCCCGGUGUUCGUCAAGGUCAACCGCCGGACGCAGGCCCGGCAGAUGUUUGAGGGAGAGAUGGCGAGCCUGGAAGCCCUCCAGACCACAGGCCUGGUGCGAGUACCUCGGCCCAUCAAGGUGAUUGACCUGCCUGGAGGUGGGGCCGCCUUUGUGAUGGAGCAUCUGAAGAUGAGGAGCUUGAGCAGUCAGGCAUCAAAACUCGGAGACCAGAUGGCGGACCUGCACCUUCACAACCGGAAGCUCAGGGAUAAGUCGAAGGAGGAGGAGAACACAGUGGGCCGGAGGGCUGAGGGGGCCGAGCCCCGGUGUGUGACCAAGUUUGGCUUCCACACGGUGACGUGCUGUGGCUUCAUCCCUCAGGUGAAUGAGUGGCAGGAAGACUGGCCCACCUUCUUUGCCCGGUACCGUCUCCAAGCGCAGCUGGACCUCAUCGAGAAGGACUACGCCGACCGAGAGGCACGAGAGCUCUGGUCACAGCUACAGGUGAAGAUCCCAGAUCUGUUUUGUGGUCUAGAGAUCGUCCCUGCCCUUCUUCAUGGGGAUCUCUGGUCAGGAAAUGUGGCUGAGGACGACUCGGGGCCCAUUGUUUAUGACCCAGCUUCCUUCUAUGGACAUUCUGAGUUUGAACUGGCAAUUGCUUUGAUGUUUGGGGGGUUUCCCAGAUCCUUCUUCACUGCCUACCACCGGAAGAUCCCCAAGGCUCCAGGGUUCGACAAGCGACUGCUGCUGUACCAGCUCUUUAACUACCUAAACCACUGGAACCACUUUGGGCAGGGGUACAGGAGCCCAUCCCUGGGCACGAUGAGGAAGCUUCUCAAGUAGAAUCCAGCCUGCAUCCCUGCCUCCCUGCUUCACAAAGAAGUGGGGUGGCAGCACCAGAGAUGGCUUCAGGGAAUAAUAAAGUAGGGGGUUCAGGGAUGGAA